AUGCCAAAAACCUUUAAUUUUCUAGAUGAGUUAGUGACUCAUCACAAAAUUCCACUUCAUUCUUGCCUUUGCCACAGAGGAGUAUGGGUGCGAAGGAAGAGGCACUGGAAAGUUCAGGCGAACGUGCAAGAGUUUAGUACUGAAAAAAUCAAGGAGCUGAAGAAAGAGCAUAAGAAUGCAAAGGUGGUAAUAGGCAUUGGAGGUCGUGGCACCAAAUAUCCAUCAAUCCUCAAGGAAAACUACAAUGGAUUGACAAUGCCAAGAAGUCACUCAAAAAUCCUUGAAAUCGACUACAAGGACGAUUGCGUUAUAGAAUACCUGAAGAAGGAUGUACUAAUCAAUGUGGUGUCCAUUGCUCCAUCAGCUCCCGUGCUAUUGCAAUACAAGACAUUGUACAAGGAACAAAAAGGCUACAUUAACUGGGUCGAUUACCAGUUCUAUGAUCAGUGUUUGUCCUCAAAGUGUGAGUUUGAAAAGUUGUACCAUGACCUAUCCGAUGUCUUCAAAGAUAAACUCUUAGCAGGAUACAGCACUGAUCCAAAUGACAAGGAUAAUCAAAUAUCACCAGAGGACUUUCUUAAGGCCUGCGAAGACCUCAUCAAAUGCCAAUUCCUCCCUGGCAUUUUUGUUUGA
This is a messenger RNA of Abrus precatorius (Indian licorice), 633 nucleotides long. RefSeq lists its product as uncharacterized. NCBI's taxonomy places the organism in Eukaryota, Viridiplantae, Streptophyta, Magnoliopsida, Fabales, Fabaceae. The record is from RefSeq and is a predicted model, not a curated record. The transcript is spliced from 2 exons. The coding region runs from base 1 to 633 and encodes 210 amino acids.